AUGUAUUUUCCUACUUUCCUUAUGGCCAUUCUCAUGGCAAGUGCUAUCAAUGCAAGCGCCAUACAGCAACGACAAGAAGAAGAAGUACCGCAGUGCGACGAAGCGCCUCCAAGUGUGGAAUUCGUGGAAUAUUCCAAGACUCUUCUACAGAAUAGUUCGUCUCUUGAAACCCGUCAAGCGCAGAAACGCUACAACUUUCGAGUUUAUGCACACGUUGUAUACUCUGAAAAGAACAGCAAAGGCGGCUAUGUAUCUGAAGAGAAUGUGAAGAAGGACAUUGAUCUUUUAAACAAACGCUACAGCCGGGCUGGAAUCUCCUUCACCUACGCCGAGACGGACUACCUUCAAAACAGUGCCUGGGCCCAUUCCAACGAUCCUGCAAUGAAUAAGAAGUUGCGCCGGGGCGGAUACGCAGACCUGAACCUCUAUUAUGUCGCCAAAAUCCCAGGCAAGCUGAUUUCAGGAGGCCCCAUCGGUGGGCAUUGCACGUACCCCAUUGUUCCCAGGGGUAAUAGCUUGACUGUACCGCAAGCGACCAUGGAGCGUGACGGGUGCGUCAUGAUCGCCACGUCUGUCCCGGGCGGCAGUUCGUGGUCUGACCUAAGCCCGCUCACCACACACGAGGUCGGCCACUGGCUGGGCUUGCGACACACUUUCGAAGGCGGCUGCAAAGAUGGAGAUACCAUCGACGAUACCUUUCCCCAGGAGAAGCCGACGGGCAGAUGUGAAAACCAGCCCAAGCUCCCAGACGGCCGGCCCGGUGCUUACGCUUGUGGCGGGCUGCAUCCGAGCAACAGUUUGAACUUUAUGGAUUACUCGUCCUGCAGGUCAGAAUUUACCUUGGGCCAGGAGCAGCGCAUGAGGCAAUGGGCUGAUAGUCGUCAAAAGCUUGGAGGAUCUUCAACUGACCAAAAGCCUCCUGAAAACCCGAAGCCGAAGCCGAAGCCAAACCCGCCUACUCCUAAGCCUCCCAGUAACUCGGGUGAAUCCAAAGUCUGGGGCCAAUGCGGCGGCAGAGACUGGAAAGGCCCAACUGCUUGUUCCAAGGGCCUUGUCUGCAAGCACUUCGGGGUGUGGUAUUCUCAAUGUGUGCCUGCGGCUUAA
This is a messenger RNA of Metarhizium brunneum ARSEF 3297, 1104 nucleotides long. The record is from RefSeq and is a predicted model, not a curated record. NCBI's taxonomy places the organism in Eukaryota, Fungi, Ascomycota, Sordariomycetes, Hypocreales, Clavicipitaceae.